AUGAAAGGCUCUGUUCUCCAGCGCCUCUUAACAAAACAGAAACAAGAAAAGUUUGGAACAGCUGUCAAUAAUGAUAAGUGGGAUGAGUUAGUCCCAAAUAUUCUUUCAGGAGUUUCGAAAUUUGAAGAUGUCAUUGUUCCUAUCCAAGAAAGAGGAAAAGUUCUGAACUUAUUCCAAUAUAUAACAACACUUGAGCCAAACCAGCCAAAUCUUGGACUCCUAACUCGCAUAUUAGCAAUUAUUCCACCAGAAAACCUUCAAGAAGCAGCUGGAUAUCUUCGUGAAAUGGCGCUUACAUUUGCAGCCAUAUCUGCACCUAUAAUUGAUCUUAUUGUAAGAAGUUUCUUAACACAAAAUGAAUUAUACUUUGCCGAUGUAAUUAACAACCUUAUCGAUGCUUCUCAGAGCUUCACUCCACUUACAUCAGCAUCUAUUACAAAAUAUUUCCCUCAAACUACAUUUGAAGGCGAUCAACAGAUUAAUUUCUUGAAAUCAACUCUUCACGUUUGCCAGCAUAGCUACGACGUUACUCUGAAAGUUCUUAGUCGUGUUUUCCAGCAUAUCGUUGGUCUAGACUGCGAACUCAUGAUUAUGGGAAACAAAGAUUCAAAUGCCAUCGAAAUUGAUGAAGAUGUUGCCGCCCUUCUUACACCGCAGAUCAUAUACGUCCUCGACUUUGUCGAAAACUCUCCACAAACGAUAUUUACUCUUUUAUUACAAUUAUUUGACAUUUAUUUGCUCGAUCUUCCAUCGUCUUCAGCUGUUCAAUACAUAUUCUUCAUUGCUUCAUCAUUCAGCAGCCAGAACUACCAAAAUUUCGUUGGUUUCUUACUUGCAAAAUUAUUUGAUGAAAAUGUCAACAAAAGAACUCGAGGCAACGCAGCUUUCUAUGCUUCAACAUUAAUAGCGAGAGCCAAAUACAUUGAUGAUCAAUUUGCAUCGUUUGUUCUUGAUUAUGUUUCAAAUUUCGCUGAAUGUUACUUAGAACACAUAAAAACAACAUCUCCACAGUUCAUGACACGCAACAUCCAAACUCACGCUGUCUAUUAUUACGCUUUGCAGUGUUUUGCUUACAUUUACUGCUGGAGACACUCCGGAUUUGAGAAAAUGGAGAUUGACGUGGAAAGUCGAUGGAAAAUCAACUUGUUGUUCAAUAACGAACUGGACGCGAUGACUGCAAUUGAUCCAAACACUGCGGAGAUGUUCAGCAGUCUCGGGAACAUCGAGUACGAGCCUGAUUCGAGUGUCAUUGAGAGAAUCUCUGUCUGGUUCCCUUACGAUCCAUGUCCUUUGGAUGAAGUCAGCGAAAGAGUUUCUUCCAUUUACAUGCAGUGGGGAGAAGUCGCAGAACCAGCUGAUGUCGACGCCGCGCUGGAGCUGAGCCUCAAUAGAAUAUGCGCGUCAAGAGGAAUUUCACUUGGAGAUAUCCUCGGACAAUGA
Trichomonas vaginalis G3 is the source of this 1440-nucleotide messenger RNA. RefSeq names its product RNA polymerase I-specific transcription initiation factor family. Gene Ontology annotation, biological process: transcription initiation at RNA polymerase I promoter. The record is from RefSeq and is a predicted model, not a curated record. Gene Ontology annotation, molecular function: RNA polymerase I core binding; RNA polymerase I general transcription initiation factor activity. Bases 1 to 1440 code for a protein of 479 amino acids. The transcript has a single exon. NCBI's taxonomy places the organism in Eukaryota, Parabasalia, Trichomonadida, Trichomonadidae. Gene Ontology annotation, cellular component: nucleus.